AGCUUCUCACUAAGGCUCCCAUCCUUUUGGAUGAGUAGUUUUAUUUUAAAAAUGCUGUCGACAAGAUCAUAUCAUCUAGCCAUUCCAGGGGAGCAGCAUAUGUGUAGUUCGAAAAAAAUUCAAUGAAGUCGGUUGUGAAAAUGUCAGCAUGAACAAUCAGUAUUCCAUACAAAAUCAUUCUUAUUGAUUGCAAAACUUCCCGGCAUGCCAAAAAAAUGUUCUCCGUUACAUUGUCGGGGAUAAUUACAUUUCCGACAGCUUUUAAAGAUCAAACUAAAGAGGCGGGGAAAUUGAAGUGGCAAUGUCUCUCAACAAAUAUCAUCUUCAUAUAUACUACAGGGAAUUGCUACAAUGAACCGAUAAAUCAAGCUACGUGCGAAGGAAGGUAGAGCCAAAAAGACAUCAAGAUUUCUUCUAAUGGCUCAACAGGGCCUCCUGCUUCCACAUCCAUCUCUGAUAUCAAUGCUUGCAAGAUCAACAUAAGGAAGUUCGCUUCAUUGCAUUGCUGGUGAUUCGUAAGGAUUUCAAAGCCAGUUGUUCCAGAUGAGGCUCAGGAACGUAAGGAAGUUCGCAGGGGUUUGAAUAUGGAGUGUCCUACUUUUCCUCACAAGUCCGUCCACCAAAUGUUUGAUAAAAUGCCAAGCAAGGAGACGGAAAAGAAGGUACGAAACGGAAGACAUUGCGAAUACACAAAGCCAUAGACUGAUGGAAUAACUAGACGCCAGAAGCUUGACCAAUUCCGCACCAAACCCCCAGCCUGUGGAAGCACUAUGUUAGUGGAUACCAGCAAGUGAAUUCUCCAGAACAUCGAUACAUGCAAAAUAGAGCAUGGCAGAAAUUGCAGUAAACUGCCUACUUGGCAAGCUCAAGGAUCUUCUAGAGAAUGGGGUUCUAUUGAGAGGCGCAGAGGAAGAAGUUGCUUUAGUGAAGAGACAAUUGGAGUACGUAAGGGCAUUCCUGAGGGUUGCAGAUUCCCUGGAAGAGAGGGAUGAGGAAGUCAAAGUUUGGGUGAAGCAGCUGAGAGAAAUCGCAUAUGACACUGAAGAUGCUCUUGAUAAGUUCAAACUUCUCCUGGCGCAUGAUCAUGGAAUUGGUUUUCCCGGUCUUUUCUCCAAGAUGUCCUGUUGUAUCAAGAACAUGAAAGGUCGAUACCGAAUUGCUUCGGAGAUGAAAUCCAUCAACUCCAGAAUCAAAAACAUUUAUGAUGGACACUGGAGAAUCCGAGACAAAUUAAAUAAAGUCGAAUAUCUCUAUGGCUCUAGUAAGCCAGAUGACACAUGGCAGGACCAGCGAGGGAAUGCCCUUCUUUUAGACAAAGCUGAGCUCGUUGGCAUCAGAGAACCGACAGAAAAGCUGGUCGGCUGGCUGAUUGGGGGCGCUUCCACGCGGGAAGUAAUCUCAGUGGUGGGGAUGGGAGGACUGGGGAAAACUACGUUAGUCAAGCAAAUUUACGAAGAUCCAGUAGUGAAGAAACAUUUCAUGAUACGUACUUGGAUAACUCUUUCUCAAUCUCCAAAUAUAGAAGAGCUCCUCCAAGGCAUGGUCCGACAAAUUAUGAGGGAGACCCAAGCAAAAGUUUCUCCUCUAGAGGACAACAUGGACAGAUUAUGCCAGAAGAUGAUUAUCAAGGACUUGCUACAAAAUGCGAGGUACCUGAUCGUCGUAGAUGAUGCAUGGCGCAUAAAUGAUUGGGACGCGAUCAAACAUGCAUUGCCUAACAACACCUAUGGCAGCCGAAUAAUCAUCACCUCCAGGAAUUCUGAUUUGGCAUAUACCUCUUGCGGAGAAUUCAGAGGGAUGGUUUACAAGAUGGAGCCACUACCACCUGAACAGGCAUGGAAGCUUUUCUGCGCAAAGACAUUUCAGGGUAACUCCUGCCCUCCUCAUCUAGAGGAGACCUGUAGGCUUAUUCUAAGAAAAUGCGAGGGAUUGCCACUUGCUAUUGUGGCCAUCAGUGGUGUUCUGGUUUCAAAAGACACGAGAAAAAAGGAUGAAUGGGAUCUGGUUCGUCGCAGUCUUCGUACUGAAAUCGAUUGCAACGACAAAUUCAAAGCCUUGAAGAGAGUCCUUUCACUUAGUUUUAAUGACCUGCCAUACUACUUGAAGUCCUGUUUCCUGCACUUGAGUGUAUUUCCCAGGGGUUACCUGAUUAGCUGUGGGAGAUUAAUUCGAUUAUGGAUCACAGAAGGAUUUGUAGACAAGAAAGAAGGCAUGACAGUAGAAGAAGUAGCCCAGGACUACCUAUAUGAGCUCCUAAACAGAAGCCUGAUAGAGGUGGCUUUUAAACCAAGCGAUGGAAGGAUCCAGGAAUGCCGUAUCCAUGAUUUUCUGCUGGAUAUUAUUAUUUCAAAGUCGAGUAACCAAGGCUUUGUAGAAACAGCAAUAGAAAAACAUGAUAAAUGGCCUGAUAAAGUUCGUCGCCUAUCAAUACAGAACAGCCUGCAAGCUACGCAACAGAAAAGGUCAUUGUCUCACCUACGUUCUUUAUACCUGUUUGGGGUAGAGAGAUCUUCCAUGGAUGCUGUUCUAGGUAGUGAAAUGAGACUGCUCACUGUUCUGGACUUGCAAACAGCUUCUUUGACAAGGUUCCCAGCUCAAGUUGCUGAGUGGUGCUACCUGAGAUAUCUAAGUUUCAGGUACAGCAAGGUGAGAACUGUUCCAUAUUCCAUAGGGAACCUUCAAAACCUAGAGACCCUAGACCUGAAACACACAUAUGUCACAGAAUUGCCAGUUGUGAUCUUGAAGCUCCGACGACUUCGCCAUCUACUUGUAUAUCGUUAUGCAAACACAGCCUACUCAUGGUUUAGGUAUGGCUUCAAGUCCCCAGAAGGAAUAGGGGCUCUACAGUCCCUGCAAAAGCUCUCCUACAUAGAAGCAGGUAACGAGAGAAAUAGCAGCUUAAUGAGAGAGUUUGGAAAGUUGAAACAAUUGAAUAGGUUAGGCAUCUUGAAGUUGAGAAAAGAAGAUGCAAGGGAACUGUGCUCGUCCAUUGAAAAGUUAACCAAGCUUCAAGCAAUAUCUCUAACUUCAGCAGAUGAAAAUGAGAUCAUUGAUCUACAACCCCUCACUUCUCCACCUCCAUUUCUUCGGAGAAUCUACUUGACAGGACGUCUGGAGGCAUUACCACGUUGGAUAUCAUCUCUUGAUAGCCUAAUGGUAUUGAAGCUGAGAUGUAGUCAGCUAAAGGAUAAUCCACUGUCAUCUCUCGGGAAUUUGCCUAAUCUAGUGCAUCUCUCCUUGCGUCAGGCUUAUGAAGGAACCAAGCUGCGUUUCAAAGCCAACGACUUUAUGAAGAUACAAUUUCUGGGCCAUGGUCCUUUUGACAGACUCAAGUGCGUGGAAGUGGAGAAGGGAUCAAUGCCUUGUAUUGAGGAGUUAACUAUUCGGAAUUGUAAACAAAUGGAGAAGCUUCCAUCCGGUAUUGAGCACCUGGAAAAGCUGAAAGUGCUGAAGUUUAUUGACAUGCGUGAUGAGUUCGUGAACAAAUUUAUGCUAGAUGGACAAGACGAUUGUUACCUGAAAAUGGCCCAUGUUUCAGAAGUAUAUUACGGUUACCAGAGAGGGGGAUGGCCCGGAUGGGACGUCGUGCUCACCAAGGCAUUUGUGUGAGGAGCGUUGAAUUUCCUCCAUGCUUCAAAUGAGCGGCUGAGCCUAGGAUGCAGUAUAAUACUUCUCAUGGGGUAUUAGUGAUUGAAUGACUAAUUCUAGAAAAUCGUUGUUGCUUUGUGAUAUAAGUUUAAAAACAUAGUGUAAGGUUACUAUGGGUCUGUAAUUGACAUUUAGCAGCUGGUUUGCAUUAUUCUGCAAUAUCCCUUUUCCUCAGAGAAUACAAGGGUCAAGUGGAAUGGUGUAUAUUCAGCUUUGAACUUCUUGGAGUGUAUGCAGAUUUAAGAUGAAAUUCUGCUAUUAUGAGAAA
Syzygium oleosum is the source of this 3916-nucleotide messenger RNA. Its product is annotated as disease resistance protein RPM1-like. Gene Ontology annotation, biological process: defense response to other organism. Gene Ontology annotation, molecular function: ADP binding. Lineage: Eukaryota; Viridiplantae; Streptophyta; Magnoliopsida; Myrtales; Myrtaceae. The coding region runs from base 829 to 3609 and encodes 926 amino acids. The transcript has 2 exons. The record is from RefSeq and is a predicted model, not a curated record.